UAGAGUGAGUGAGUGUGAGAGAGAGAGAAAGAGUGCGAAACAAUGUAUUUGCCAAGCGAAAACCAAAUCUAAAAUCACAUUCAAUCUAGAAGCGAAUCCUUUUUUUCUGUGACUCUGUGACUUAACACUAUGAAAUUGUGGAAAUCCAAGAAGCCCAUCGGCGGCUGUGUGCCGGGCAAGUCGAGCGCACUCAAGCAGGAACAGGAGCUGUCCAGCAAACAGCUGCAGCUUCAGCAACAACAACAGCAGCAACAGGACUCCAAUGCCAUUGCGCUGGCGCCCAUGUUAUCCGUUGACCGAGCGAUGAGCCCCGCGCAAUCCGAGGACUCCGGACUGGCACCGGAACGCGGCACAACCUAUGCAACGAUCACGCUGCCACGCAACGCUCUCCAUUUGGCAAUCAGUUUUGCAGAACGCAAUGACCUAUCGUAUCCACCUGUUAUUGGCGCACUCAAUCCAGUAGGUCAUGCGGCCGAUUUUCUGGCGCCGGGCGAUCGUCUGCACCAGAUCGAUGGCAUCUCAACAAUCGGACUGAGCAAUCAGAAGAUCAUGAAUAUGCUGUGCGCAUCCGGAGCGGAUACGGGGCCGGCCAUCGUGGAGAUUGAAUACUCGUUGCCCGAAUGCACAGCUUCCCAAAACAGUUUGUAUGUCACCUCGAAGCUGGCACAGAUCACCGUGGAACGUGAGAGCGGCUGCCUGGGUCUAACGCUGCGAGGUGGUGCCGAUUAUCCGCUGAUCGUAACACACGUCCGCCUGCAUGGCCCCGUCUAUAAGACCGGCCGGAUAAAGCCUGGCGAUCGACUGCUGCGCGUCGAUAAUAUCUCGCUCAUUGGAAAGACUUUGGCGGAGGCACAGCAGAUCAUUAAAUGCGGUCACGUUUCCGGCUAUACGAAUCUAACCAUUGAAUACGACGUCUCCGUUGUGCAGAGCGUCGAGUUCUCGAUGGGCCCGCUGCUCAUUGAGAUCGAGCGACCCCUCAACGACAAAUUGGGCCUGGUGCUAUGCAACUACACGAGUACGGCCAGCAGCUCCGCGGGCACAGCCAGCAGCAGCACUGACAAAAUCGACGAACUCGCCCAAUCGGGCAUCUAUAUAGCUAGCAUACUACCCGCCAGUAUUGCCGAUCGCUGCGGCGCCUUAUCUGUCGGCGAUCAGGUGCUCUCCAUUGAUGACACCAUGAUCGAGCACACGGCCUACAGUCCCGACGAGGUGAUGACCAUAUUGGACACCGGCACCGGCCGCGGCUACACACAAAUGCAGAUCAUGCCGGCACAUGCGCUGGCGCGACGAGGUCACACGACGCUCGGCAGUCCCAAGUAUAGCUUCAGCACGCUGGAGUCGCGCAAGUCGUCGGGCAGGCCGGGCCGGCAGCGUUUCGUGCGCAAGAGCUCGCUGCCCCUGGAGGCGGGCGGUGGUGCAGGUGGUGCCGGCGGUGCGCCGGGCAGCACUGUGGCCGCCGUCAGCAAUGGGCAUGGCAGCAGCCUGUCGGGCGGCCUGUGCCGCGCCGAAAGCUUUCCGGUGCUGCUCGACUGCAGCCAGGGCGCUGGCAUUGUGCUCGGCGCAGCGAGCAGCUGUGGACGCGCCGUCAGCAUCGCCCAGAUCCUGCCCGACUCGGUGGCCGAUCGCAGCGGCUGCAUCCAGCCGGGCGAUCGCAUUGUGGCCAUCAAUAAGAUGUACAACCUGGACGCGGCGGCCAUGCGGCAGCUGCUCGAUGGCCGUGCCGGCGGCGGUGGCCAUGCGGCCGCCCACUGGCUGGAGCUGGAGGUGGAGUUCGAUAUGCCGGACACGGUGGUGCCCUCCAGCGGUGUGUUCAACGUGAAGCUGCUGCGCGCGGGCAAGUGCGGCCUGGGCCUCAGCGUGAGCGGCUCGAGUCACGGCGGUCUGGUCAUCUCCGACGUCAAGAUGGGCAGUCCGGCUCAUCGCUGCGGCACGCUGCGACCGGGCGACAUACUGCUGGCUGUGGAUCAGCAUCCGGUGCAGCACUUCAAUGUGGAUGCUCUGCUCAAGGAGUUGCCCACGGCAACUGCAACCGCAGCAGCAGCAGCAACCACAACGGACUUCACCACGCUGACAAUUAAGCGUGUGGUGCUGCCCGACUUUCUGCCCAACCCACCCAUCUACAGCAACUGCACCACCGCCGUGGUGGCCGGCGGUGUUGGUGUUGCCGGCGACAAUGAGCUCUAUAGCAGCGCCUAUGUGGCCUCCAAAUACGGCGAGGUCAAGUACAACGACUGCAUCUCCCUCAAGUCGAGCACGCCGCAGCCGGACUACUUCCGGGCCAACUCGAGUCUCGACGAGACGGGCAGCCUGCAGUCGGUGCAGCUGCGGCAUCCGCCCUCCAAUGGCGCCUGGCCGGUGGGCAAUGGUCGCGGCUUUGCCAACGGCACCGCGAACACGCAGAGCCUGACCACCGAGCUGGCCGAGCAGGAGGAGGACGAGCAGGAUGACGAGAAUGAGCAGGCCUCCCAUUACGGCGGCUACGAGUUGAAUCGUUAUGCCAGUGUGGACUGCACUGCUCUGCCGCCGCCCAUGGAGAGCAAGGUGUAUGGCUCGGCGGCCAGUUCCAGCAGCAAGAGCAGCGGCAGCAGCCUGCAUCAGAUCAUCUUCACAGUGCGUCUGGAGCCGAAGGGCGGCCUCCUGGGCAUCACCUUGGCGGGCAGCGAGGACAUCACCAAGCCGAUCACCAUUAGCGGACUGGUCGAGGGCGGCAUUGCGUUCAAGAACGGUCAGAUCCACGUGGGCGACCAGCUGCUGGCCAUCGAUGAGCACUCGGUGCAGGGCAUGCCUCUGUCGCAUGCCACCAGCCUGCUGCAUCAUCUGGGCGAUGUCGUGGACCUCAAGAUUUUGCGCAGCCACGACAUCAACAGCAGCUCCAGCUGCAGCCUGCCGGCUGCGACGCAGGCCAUCUAUGCCAAGGUGCAGCGACGUCCGCGCAGUCCAUCGACCAACACCGAGGCGAGCGGCAGCAACAAGGAUCAGGCGCAAUCGCAGCAGCAGCAGCAACAGCAACAGCAGCAGCAGCGCAUCUUCCAUGUCACACUGCACAAGGAUCGAGUCUACGAUGACUAUGGUUUCUCCGUCUCGGAUGGGCUCUACGAGCGGGGCGUCUUCAUCAAUCGCAUACGCAGCGGCGGGCCGGCGGAUAUAUGCGGCCAGCUGAAGCCCUUCGAUCGCAUCAUGCAGGUCAAUGAGAUUAAGACGCAAGACUUUGACUGCUGUCUCACCGUUCCGCUGAUCGCUGCAGCCGGCGACAAGAUCGAGAUGAUCAUGCAACGCACCGAAUGAGCAGCGAUUCCCGACCUGCGAUCGCUUCUUCUUAUUUCUCUUCUAUUAUUCUUUUUUUUUUUUUUGUAAUCUUUAACUAGUUAUAUUUUAAGUCUUAGCGCUAAGUGCCAAUCUUUUGUACCUAACUGAUGUCCUCCCGCCCCUCCUCCCGCUCCUUCCCAUCGCGAUAUGCCUUAACUAAUUUUAACGACAAUAAGUUAUGCCAAGUGCCUGCAACGUUUUUUUUCCUAAUCUAUACAAAGAUAUACCAACGAUUGUCUACCAUAACCAAAUAAAUGAGAGAAAGAGAGAUCAAAUUGCAUCACCGGAUGCAGACGGAAAAUAAUUAAUAAUUGUACUUUUAUUAUGUUUUA
This is a messenger RNA of Drosophila arizonae, 3638 nucleotides long. It is a transcript of the gene Grip, whose product is annotated as Glutamate receptor interacting protein. The record is from RefSeq and is a predicted model, not a curated record. Gene Ontology annotation, molecular function: protein binding. Gene Ontology annotation, biological process: neurotransmitter receptor transport, endosome to postsynaptic membrane. NCBI's taxonomy places the organism in Eukaryota, Metazoa, Arthropoda, Insecta, Diptera, Drosophilidae.